CACCCUGCGAGUUUGUGAAUUUAACUGUCGCAGUUUUUUUACGUGCAGGUUCAAAGACACAAACAAACGUCCACCGCACAAGGGUCGUCAUUAUCUGUGAACUAAUUUGGCUUUUUUUUUUAGAUUUAACUUCGUCGAAUAGCAAUGGGACGUGAGUCGAGACACUACAGGAAACGUUCCGCGUCUCGGGGACGGUCAGGUAGCCGAUCUAAGAGUCGCUCCCCGGACAAACGCUCCAAGAAAGACGACCGAAGCAGGCGGGAGCGUUCACGGAGCCGGGACCGCCGCAGGUCCCGGUCCAGAGACAGAAAACGAGCCAGAAAGACAACAGGCAAUGGAGUAACACGACCCAACCAGGAAACAGGAAGGAUGUUCCACCUCUCCAAAUCCAAUCUGAUGCGUUCAAACAGGCGCUCCAGGAGCAGAGAAAGGAGGAGGUCCAGAAGCAGAGAGAGGAGGAGGUCGGGCAGCAGGACCCGAGUCCGGAGGUCCCGAUCUGGGAGCCCCGGCAAGAGCAGGAGACCAGAUGAAAAGUCAAGGAGCAAGGAGAAAGACAGCAUUGAUCCUUUAUCUGAAAAGAAAAAGAUUAAAGAGGAGAAAGAGGAUGAGAAGGUUGAGGAUCAAGACUUUGACCAGAACAAGCUGGAGGAGGAGAUGAGGAAGAGGAAGGAGCGUGUGGAGAAGUGGAGGGAAGAGCAGAGGAAGAAGGCCAUCGAAAACAUUGGAGAGCUCAAGAAAGAACUGGAGGAGAUGAAGCAGGGCAAGAAGUGGAGCCUGGAGGAUGACGAUGACGAUGAGGAAGAUGUUUCAGCUACAAUGGAUGGAGACGAUGAUGAAGAUGGGGAAGAGAAGGGUGAGCUGAAAGAGAAGGAGAUAAAAGAGGAGAAAAUAGAGGAGGAGGAGAAGGAGACUCUCAUGGAGCAGCAGGCCGAGGACGACGACGUGGAUCCUCUGGAUGCCUACAUGGAGGAAGUGAAACAGGAGGUGAAGAAGUUCAACAUGGGAGCCAUGAGAGGAAAUGAUAAGAAAGGAGCAAUGACCGUAACCAAAGUGGUGACAGUUGUUAACACCAAGAAAGGACCUCACACUCACAAGAAGAAGGGUGAGCUGAUGGAGAAUGACCAGGAUGCUAUGGAAUACUCAUCAGAGGAGGAGGAGGUUGAUCUGCAGACUGCUCUGACGGGCUUCCAGACCAAACAGAGGAAAGUCCUAGAGCCAGUUGACCACGGGAAGAUCCAGUACGAGUCGUAUCGCAAAAACUUCUAUGUGGAGGUCCCUGAGCUCGCCAGGAUGACUCCGGAAGAAGUGAAUGCGUACAGGCUGGAACUGGAAGGCAUUAUCGUUAAAGGGAAGGGCUGUCCCAAACCCAUCAAGGCCUGGGUGCAGUGUGGGGUGUCUAUGAAGAUCCUCGGUGCUAUGAAGAAGCACGGCUACGAGAAGCCCACCCCCAUCCAGGCCCAGGCCAUACCUGCCAUCAUGUCGGGCCGAGACCUCAUUGGCAUCGCUAAGACCGGCAGCGGGAAAACCAUAGCCUUCCUGCUGCCCAUGUUCCGACAUAUCAUGGACCAGAGGCCCCUGGAGGAAUCCGAGGGACCAAUUUCUGUAAUCAUGACUCCGACCAGAGAGUUGGCUCUGCAGAUCACCAAGGAGUGUAAGAAGUUCUCCAAACAGCUGGGACUCAGGGUGGUGUGUGUUUAUGGAGGCACGGGGAUCAGCGAACAGAUUGCUGAGCUGAAGAGAGGAGCUGAGAUCAUCGUGUGCACACCGGGAAGAAUGAUUGACAUGUUGGGGGCCAAUAGCGGUCGAGUCACCAACCUACGCAGAGCUACAUAUGUGGUGUUGGAUGAAGCAGACAGGAUGUUUGACAUGGGCUUCGAGCCACAGGUGAUGCGUAUUGUGGACAACGUGCGUCCAGACCGUCAGACGGUGAUGUUUUCGGCUACCUUCCCUAGAGCCAUGGAGGCGCUGGCUCGUAGGAUCCUGGCCAAGCCCAUUGAGGUCCAGGUGGGAGGCCGCAGUGUCGUCUGCUCUGAUGUGGAGCAACACGUGCUGGUGAUUGAGGAGGACAAGAAGUUCCUGAAGCUGCUGGAGAUUCUGGGUCACUACCAGGAGAAGGGCUCGGUCAUCAUCUUUGUGGACAAGCAGGAGCAUGCAGACGGACUGCUCAAAGACCUGAUGAAAGCCUCGUACCCCUGCAUGUCACUGCACGGAGGAAUUGACCAAUACGACAGAGACAGCAUCAUCAAUGACUUUAAGAAUGGAGCAUGUCGUCUGAUGGUGGCCACCUCUGUGGCAGCCAGAGGCCUGGACGUCAAGCAGCUGAUCCUGGUGGUCAACUACAACUGUCCCAACCACUACGAGGACUACGUCCACAGAGCCGGACGCACAGGCCGAGCAGGCAACAAGGGCUACGCCUACACCUUCAUCACAGAGGAUCAGGUUCGCUAUGCUGGGGAUAUCAUCAAAGCCUUGGAGCUGUCCGGCUCUCCUGUCCCACCUGAACUGGAGCAGCUUUGGGCCUCCUUCAAAGACCAACAGAAAGCGGAGGGUAAGACCAUUAAGAGUAGCAGUGGCUUCUCAGGAAAAGGCUUUAAGUUUGACGAGACCGAACACGCCUUGGCCAAUGAGAGAAAGAAGCUGCAGAAAGCUGCUCUUGGACUGCAGGACUCCGAUGAUGAGGAUGGAGCCCUGGACAUUGAGGAGCAAAUCGAGAGCAUGUUCAACUCCAAGAAGAGGGUGAAGGAUCUGUCUGCUCCUGGGGCGGCCACCGGUCCUGCAGGAGCAGGUUCGGCCACAGCAGCCGCCCCCGGAGGGCUGCCAGGCCUCGGACCCACGUCUGCUGGAAACAUCCAGAAACUGGAAAUGGCCAAGAGGCUGGCGCUCAAGAUCAACGCUCAGAAGAACCUGGGCGCCGAGGCUCAGGACGUGAUGCAGCAGGCCACUAAUGCCAUCCUGCGGGGCGGCACCAUCAUGACACCCUCGGUGUCAGCCAAGACCAUCGCAGAGCAGCUGGCGGAGAAAAUCAAUGCCAAGCUGAACUACACCCCCGUGGAGAAGCUGGAGGAGGAGCGGCAGGCGGCUGAACAGGCCGAGACCAUCAAGAGAUACGAAGAGGAGCUGGAGAUCAACGACUUCCCUCAGACGGCCAGGUGGAAGGUGACAUCUAAAGAAGCUCUGCAGAGGAUCGGUGAAUACUCUGAAGCCGCCAUCACCAUCAGAGGAACCUAUUUCCCUCCAGGCAAAGAGCCCAAGGAGGGAGAACGCAAGAUCUACCUGGCUAUUGAAAGUGCAAAUGAAAUGGCUGUGCAGAAAGCCAAAACGGAGAUUACUCGGCUAAUCAAGGAAGAGCUAAUCAGAUUACAAAAUUCCUACCAGCCGACGAGCAAAGGCCGGUACAAAGUGUUGUAGAGGAGAAAGCGAGGCUCGCUGGAGGAGUUUCUAUCUCUCAACAGUCUCCUGUCAUCUCUACAGUUUCAUCAAAGUGGUUGAAUAUUUUAGUCUAUAUUUUUAAUAAUGUUUCCUUCAAUUACUUAAGUUUAGUGUAUGAGGGGGAAAAGAGGAAAAUUAAAACAAAACCAGUUUCCUCUGUGCUUCACUUGAGUGUCCAAUGAAUUUAUACCUACAGACUAUAAAUACCAAAAUGUCGAUUCUGUGUUGACCUCUAGUGUCAUUGAGCCAUCACAAUUGUACAGUGAGCUAUCUGCAAUUUCUUUUAAAUGUAAGACAUUUUUUCUUUAAUGUUGGGUUUUUUUGCAUCAGAUUUCACUCUGUUGUAUGUACAAGCAACAAACCAACCGUAGUCUUUAUAAAGAGAUCCUCAGAUGAAAGUUUUUACUUUUCCUCACAAUAAAACGAUGUGUUGCUAAGGAAAUAAACUUGAUUUGUCCAGCUGUUUGCAUUAAUACAUCUGGCAGAUACUGUGUGCCCUUA
Molecule: messenger RNA, 3930 nt
Organism: Siniperca chuatsi (mandarin fish)
Lineage: Eukaryota; Metazoa; Chordata; Actinopteri; Centrarchiformes; Sinipercidae
Gene: ddx46
Product: DEAD (Asp-Glu-Ala-Asp) box polypeptide 46
Exons: 25
Coding region: 145-3408 (1087 amino acids)
Biological process (GO): mRNA splicing, via spliceosome
Cellular component (GO): nucleus
Molecular function (GO): ATP binding; RNA helicase activity; nucleic acid binding
Source: RefSeq, a predicted model, not a curated record